AUGCAGAGCUUCGGCAAUCUGACCCUACUGACGCAGCCGCUCAACACGGCAGUGAGCAAUGGUCCCUAUAAGGAUUGGACCAACGACAAGGGUCAGUCAGUGAAAGGCAAGCGCACCGCCUUGCAGGAUCAUUCGCUGCUGGUCAUGAACCGCGAAAUCACAACCCAGGAAACCUGGGAUGAGGCCACAAUCGCCGCGCGCGGAGAGAGCCUGUUCGCGUUGGCAAAGACAAUCUGGAAGUUGCCUGUGGCAAGCGUCUUGCACCCGGACAUCCGUUGGUAUCCGGGUGACGAAAUGCUGGGCAGCAUGGGCUAUGCCAUGCUGCUGCCGCCGCUCGUCUACAAGGUCGAGCGGGCUCGUGACCCUUACGCGCUGAUGAAGUUCGACUCCUCCGGUCGCGUGUCGAAGGGCAUGUUCGCCGAGGACUGGACCCGGUACGUGAUAAAACUGGCCACCGGCGCCGGCAAGACCAAGGUUAUGAGCCUUCUCAUGGCCUGGUCCUAUUUUCACAAGCUGUACGAGCCAGACUCCGACCUUUCGACGAACUUUCUGUUGAUCGCGCCGAACAUCAUCGUGCUUGACCGGCUGCGCACCGACUUCGAUGGCGCGCGGAUUUUCUACGAAGAUCCGCUGCUUCCCGACAACGGCUACGAAGGCCAGAACUGGCAGGACGACUUCCAGAUAAACGUCCACAUCCAGGACGAGAUCGGGUUGGUCGAGCCGCAGGGUAAUCUCUUCCUGACGAACAUCCACCGUGUGUACGAGACCGGUUCCGAGCCGGCCUUCGAGGACGAGAAUGCCACCGACUAUUUCCUAGGGAAGAAGCCUGUCGGCAAGACGACAGCCAGCCAGGUCGAUCUCGGCGUGAUCGUGCGCGAGGUGCCCGACCUCGUGGUGCUGAACGACGAAGCACACCAUCUGCAUGACGCCCAGAGUGCUUGGUUCAAAUCCAUUGAGGACAUUGCGCUUCGUCUUCGGCAGAAGGGGGCGGAGCUGUCCGCGCAGUUCGACCUUUCGGCAACGCCGAAGCAUAACAACGGCGCGAUUUUUGUGCAGACG
Molecule: messenger RNA, 1059 nt
Organism: Symbiodinium sp. CCMP2456
Lineage: Eukaryota; Dinophyceae; Suessiales; Symbiodiniaceae
Source: the annotation of a GenBank genome assembly